AUGCAGGAGUUACGUCCAUGUGCCUCUACUACUGAGUGGUGUGUCACUGUUGCCUCACAAGGAUAUGUGAAUGGGAAUCUCCGUCGGGUCACCAUCAGGUCCUACCCUGAUGAUCUGAAGAAAAACAACCUGCAGUGUUUCACCUGUGAUGAUCCAUCUUCUGCUGAGUGCAACAAGGCAGUACAGUGUGUGGGAGACGAGGACCGCUGCAUUAGUUGGACUGACCGUAAUGAUCUGAAGAAAAACAACCUGCAGUGUUUCACCUGUGAUGAUCCAUCUUCUGCUGAGUGCAACAAGGCAGUACAGUGUGUGGGAGACGAGGACCGCUGCAUUAGUGGGACUGCUGAAGGUCUUCGGUGUUGGCAGGGUACAGGAAAUACAAAGGAGUUACGUCCAUGUGCCUCUACUACUGAGUGGUGUGUCACUGUUGCCUCACAAGGAUAUGUGAAUGGGAAUCUCCAUCAGGUCACCAUCAUGUCCUACCGUAAUGAUCUGAAGAAAAACAGCCUGCAGUGUUUCACCUGUGAUGAUCCAUCUUCUGCUGAGUGCAACAAGACAGUACAGUGUGUGGGAGACGAGGACCGCUGCGUUAGUGGGACUGAUUUCCUCAUCAUGAUGAAGCUGAUCUUGUCUCUCACUCUCAUCUGGACUCUCUCCAGCACAGGAUAUGUGAAUGGGAAUCUCCGUCGGGUCACCAUCAGGUCCUACCCUGAUGAUCUGAAGAAAAACAACCUGCAGUGUUUCACCUGUGAUGAUCUAUCUUCUGCUGAGUGCAACAAGGCAGUACAGUGUGUGGGAGACGAGGACCGCUGCAUUAGUGGGACUGCUGAAGCUCUUCAGUGUUGGCAGGGUACAGGAAAUACAAAGGAGUUACGUCCAUGUGCCUCUACUACUGAGUGGUGUGCCACUGUUGCCUCACAAGGAUAUGUGAAUGGGAAUCUCCAUCAGGUCACCAUCAUGUCCUACCGUAAUGAUCUGAAGAAAAACAACCUGCAGUGUUUCACCUGUGAUGAUCCAUCUUCUGCUGAGUGCAACAAGGCAGUACAGUGUGUGGGAGACGAGGACCGCUGCGUUAGUGGGACUGACCGUAAUGAUCUGAAGAAAAACAGCCUGCAGUGUUUCACCUGUGAUGAUCCAUCUUCUGCUGAGUGCAACAAGACAGUACAGUGUGUGGGAGACGAGGACCGCUGCGUUAGUGGGACUGACAGUAACAAAAUCUGUUUAAGGUCCAGUUCUUCUUCUAGUUUGGACUCAUACCGCUCUGCCAAACUCACUGUGCUCUCUAGUAGUCAGCUCCCCCUGCUGCCCAUAAGUGCUGCUCAAAGUCAGACAACACUGGAGGCCAAACUUGGGGCCCUGCAGUGCCACUUCACCUGGGACCUGGACCCCAGCAGAUCCAAACUGUUCUGUCUCAGGGACAUGCUGAAGGACAUCGGCACUGAGGAGGGAAACAGCUGGCUGGGUCACAUUUACAACCUGCAGGGGUACAUUCACUACCAGCUGGGCUUCACUGAAGAUGCACAGCGUUUCUUCAGCAGGGCUGCAGAGGCCUUGCGCCACAUGAGAAACACCUGCUCAGAUGAAGGUCCCUGGUUGGUCGUGAACUACGGGAACCUGGCUUGGUUGCACCACCAGCUGGGAGAACAAGCAGAGAGUCAGACUUACCUGUCAAAGGUCGACACCCUGCUGAAAGAAUACCCAUCUCCAUCAGAGGAUGAGCUCCAUCCAGAGAUCUACGCUGAAAAAGCCUGGACCCUGAUGAAGUUUGGCAGAGACAAAAUACUGCUGGCUGCAGAUUACUUCCAGAGAGCCAUCAGGAUGCAGCCAGACAUGGUGGAGUGGCACACCAGUCAUGUGAUAGCUUUAGUGAAUGUUUCUGGGCCCCGUGACAAACCACUGGAGGAAAACAUCCUGGAGAAAAUGAAAAUUGCCAAAGAACACGAUCCAGACAACUUGUACCUUGCUGCUCUGUACCUUCAGGCAUGUGCAAAGAAGGGAAGAAAAACCGAAGAUGAAGCACGUGAGUUGGCCGAAAAGGUUUUGAGAAAGCCACCAAGUAGCCACAGUGGUAUAAGACCAUUACUAAUGCUGUACAGAUUGUAUAUAUCUAAAGAUGAGGCUAUUGAUUUGGCAGAGGAGGCUCUGGAAAGACAGAUAAAUCCAGAUAAACGUCAUCUCAAGAGGUGUGCUGCAAUCUGCUACAAAUGGAGGAUUUAUUCAGACAGGGACAAUCCCCUGGAGCCAAAAAAGAUAGACAGAGCAAUUAGUCUCUAUAAAGAAGUGAUCUCUCUUUACCCUGAUUCUUCACUUAAAGUAAAAAUAGCUCUCGCAAACAUACAUACACAUUUGAAUCAUGGCCAGGAUGAUGCUGACCAGAUCUACCAGGAUCUGCUAGAAAGUGAUCUGGAACCUGCAGACAGACAGAUGGUUUACAACUGCUAUGCCAAACAUGUAUUCUUCAUUCAUAAUGACAGCAACAAGUCAGUAGAAUAUCACAUGAAGACAGCAGAGAUACCACAUCAAUCUGGCUAUCGUGAGAGCAGCAUCAGAGAGCUGAAGAAGAUUAAAGGAAGAAGAAGACACUACAUGUGUGGAGAAAUUGAUGAGUUUCUUGCUAAGCUUCAAGACUAA
Scomber japonicus (chub mackerel) is the source of this 2631-nucleotide messenger RNA. RefSeq lists its product as uncharacterized. Gene Ontology annotation, biological process: defense response to virus. The transcript has 16 exons. Gene Ontology annotation, molecular function: protein binding. NCBI's taxonomy places the organism in Eukaryota, Metazoa, Chordata, Actinopteri, Scombriformes, Scombridae. Gene Ontology annotation, cellular component: cytosol. The coding region runs from base 1 to 2631 and encodes 876 amino acids. The record is from RefSeq and is a predicted model, not a curated record.